AUGAAACAUUUUUAAAUUUCGAAUAUGCUUCUUUUGAUAACCCGGCAAAAAUCAGUGAAGGAGGAUUUGGAGUUAUAUAUAAGGCUUAUUUCAAAGAUAUAAAACAAAUAGUGGUCUUGAAGGCUUUAGAUCAUGAUGACGAAGACGAUUUUAUUAGAGAA
Racocetra persica is the source of this 161-nucleotide messenger RNA. NCBI's taxonomy places the organism in Eukaryota, Fungi, Glomeromycota, Glomeromycetes, Diversisporales, Gigasporaceae. The record is from the annotation of a GenBank genome assembly.